Molecule: messenger RNA, 2004 nt
Organism: Aspergillus calidoustus
Lineage: Eukaryota; Fungi; Ascomycota; Eurotiomycetes; Eurotiales; Aspergillaceae
Source: the annotation of a GenBank genome assembly
AUGGAUCGCAAACCACUCAGCCCGCGCUCGAUCGAUCCGAUGGACUCCCCAGGAAACAGCGAGCCCGCCCCGAUCGUGGUUGUGGAGGCUCAACUUAGGACACUUUUGACUCUGGGCGGCUCAGGCGAGGGUUCCAAAGCGACGCAGCAGCGCGAUGACUAUUUCGCGGCUGGGCCUGGAUAUGAACAACGUCGUCAACAAGCACCCCAAUACCAACCAUUCCGGCCUACAAGCACUCUGCUGCUUCAACCCCAGCGCGUCUCCAGCUUUGCUCAAAUACAGAGUUGGGAUGAGCAGUUCAAAACAAUCCUUACAGAGCGGUUGAGUAGUCUGUUCGGUGAAUCUGCAAAUAUAGCCAAUCCAAUCAAGGAAGUUCGUCUGCAGGACUGGCUGAGGGCUGCCAUAUGGUGGACUGUCCAAGGGAAGACCGUACUGGAGGCCCGGCAGCACGUCACAGGAACCGAGGGGGACCGAGACGAAGAUCAACAAUCAGCAGGCAAGGAAAUUCUGCAGGGGCUCGUGAAUAUUGCAAAGGCUUGGUGGAUAUGUCACCACAUCGUCAUGCAGGAUACCUUCAAGAUCAGAAUGGCCGCGUGCCGAAUGAAAGGAACCCCGUACAGCGUGCUCUUCGACCAAUAUCAAGCUGUACUUCAAUGCCUGCGUGGCUACGAACGACGGAUAGCGGCGGUUCUGCAUGGAACCUUCCUCCGAUGGCGCUCGCUGACACGGGUGACUCAUGACAUUAUCGCGACAGAGACUGACAUGGUUGCCGGCGAGGACGAGAAUCUUCUGUUCGACGACACGGCCAAAUCUUGCCAGUAUAUCAACCGCGACAAGCCUGCCGGGUUCCCCGCAAAGCCCGUCACGCACUGCCGCGGGACAGGAAAACGUAAAGCGCAUGGUGGACUCCGCAUCGUCAUCGCGACUCCUCCACAUACCAAGGCGCGACACCGGGUCACGCAUGACCUGCCGAACAGCUGCCCGCUGGCUUAUAGCUUGGUAGAUGGCGAAGACGGGUCGCCCGGUCUAGUCCUGCAUCUUGCCGAGAAGGACAAGGACGAGACAUGUUCACUCUUCAUUUACCUCGAUAAUCCCGACGCGCGCAUUCUGCUGCAUUCACUCCUCCUUGAUUCGACCCCGCUCCGUGGAGAAACUGAUCCACAAUCGUUCUUGAUAAGCUCGUAUGUAAUCGACGUGCAAGGCCCCGGGUCCGAAACACAGGCUACAAAGCACCUGGAUAGCGGGGAAAGUCAAGCGUUAGUUAUUGAAGAGGAGGCUGAGCUGGAAAGCAGGGGCGCUCACUACGGGAAGACGAUUCUAUCGGAGCACCUGCGGGUUGUUAUUCAGAAUGAAUGGGGCUCCAUCACGGAUCGGCUGAAUAUUGGUCCUAAACAGCUCACAAUUGCGCUUCCAAUCUACGACAGCAAUACAAUCCAUCUUCAUCGCCUCCCGCAAGAUGAUCUGAGCAUAACUGUAGCACACGACCUUGUUAGCAAGGACCACCUCGCCAAAAUUAAGAGCCUUCUUCUCUCCAUUCAGACCAAGUCCAGCAUAAGAAUCAUCAAAUUCAAAACUCAGACGGACCUCCACAAGUUCCAGGAAGCAGUGACUGGAUUCAAUGUCCGAUUUGACGGCCUCGCAACCCGCUUCCUCAUAACCCGUCGACGAAAGCUCCUCCCCCUCAUCAAACAAUGGGACACCAAUCUCGCGCGCGUUCAGCUCAUCCAGCGGGGCGGAAGAUUCCAAAUCAUCGCGUUCUUCCACUCAUUCCGACACUGGAAGUGCAUAAAUUUCGGGAUAACCGCACUAGACGAGACCGAAAAGAUGGGUCAAAAGGGCGAAUGCGGCGUCCGGAUCAGAGAUGCAAAGUAUGCUCUACCUCAGCCUGAGACUGGCUCCAGUGGCGACGACCGGGAGCUUCCCGGCUCGGUUUGCUUGGAUGAGUUGGAGUUCCCUACUGAGCAUAGUGAUGUUGCCAUUAUGUUUGGGGAUGUAAUAGGUUAG